AUGUCCCAACCCAGGACUCCUUCUGAUCGCCCUUACGGCGCUAAACCACCAUACAUCCCACCGCCUGGACCCUUUUACUCUCAAGCAUCGAUGAGUCAAAAUGAAAGCUCUGCCUUCCCCGUAUCAUCCUUCCCUCCCUCCAGAUCAGCCGAAUAUACCCGACGACCAUCUCGACCUGUAGGAGGAUUCGUCGAUGCCAACGAGGAAGUCCUGCCAAACAUUCCAGGCAGGAGUGGUUUUCCUUCUGGUCCAGUCCACACUAAUCCGCCUGGUCGAACGUCUUCUAUUCAUGAUGUUCAACCUCGACAACAAGCUGAACCGCAAAUCCGACAGCAAGCCAAUACUCAUCAUCAAUACGAGACCAAUGCGCAAACCCAAGCUCGUCAAGAUCAACGCCAUGCUGGAAGUCCGAUUCAAGGUCGAACUCACUCCGCUAAUCGAUCUCAACCUUCUCGCCCAGAUCAUGGUUCAUCCAGUGGAUUUCCCGCUGUAGGUGCUGAUCAAGCUCCUCUCAAGCCCGCCUUGAAGAAGACUCAACCAUCAUCUGCUGAAGAUUUUAUCAAGAUCAAACAAGAAAAUAACAAUCAAUCACCUUCCAUGGUACAGCCCACUCGAGGAUACACUGGCGGUAUUCAAAAUACUUAUUCUCAACCCAAGGCAUCGCCACUUCAAGAGAGAUCGACUCACGACUACCCUCAACAUCAGAGCUCCAAUCCUGAUCUUCAACGAUUGAAGAGAGAAAGCUCCAUGCCUCCUUUAGGCCGAUCUUCCUUCUAUGAGGAAGAAAAGGAGGAGGAUCUUCAGUCGACCGCAUACGAUUCUCCUGAGCCUCGAGGAAGACGUCGAACAGGUCGUCAAGCCCCAACAACCGAUUCUCAACCUACACUUGGUACCAGUGUCAAGAUGGGUAGAAGUAAAUCGGGUAUCAACGAAGGCGGAUCUCAAAGAAAAAAUGUUCAUAGUUCCGCAUAUCAAGCUCAACAUCAAGGUGAACGACAAGAAUUCUCUCCUUCCGAAAACGCAUCAUCCUAUAACACUGAUAACGAAUUCGGUUCAAUCCACCAAUCGAUUGAAGAAGUGCUGUAUUCUGCUCGAGAUCACUUUGAUGAGCUAAGAAUCAAGGAGCAGUGGUACCCACGAGCUAUCGCCUGUCGAGACCAAGAAAUAGCAAGGCUGGUAGGAACCAAUGGUGAAUUGGAGCAGAGAGUUCGAGGUUUGAUCGCCGCGAAGGCUCGGAGUGAAACGAAUGCAAAGAGAGAAGUAGAGAAGGCUCAUGCCAAAGUCAAAAUCGAAAUGCAGCACAAGUCCGAAGUCGAACGAAUCUUAAAGGAGAGUCGGGAGAAACUGAACGAAUUGUUACGGGACGAAGAUGUUCAGGCAAUGAAGAAUUUCAAAGAGCAACAGAUCGCUCCGCUCAAUUCUAGCGUCGAGGUUCUCGGUACUUCUCUUGCAGGUAUUCAUACUGCUUUCAAUGAGAUCAAGGAUGAUAUCGCUCUCUCAUCCAAGAUCGAAGACGAUCUCGUUGAGGUCAGGGAAGAGAAUAAGCGGUUGAAGUCAGCUUUGUCUCAACGAGAAUCCGAGAACACUAAGCUACAAACGAAAGUCAACCAAUACGAAUCGAGCGUCGGACAAUCGCUACAAAAGGUGGACGACUAUGUUGCCAAUCUCAAGUCUGCAAAGAGCUCUGACGAGGCGUCUUUGAAGAUCCUGGUUGAGCGUAACAUCACACUGAACGAGAGGAUCCAGCAGACUGAAAAGGAGCUUACCAAGAUGCAGCUCGAAUUGGCGAAGCUACAAAGCACUAUCGAGUCCUAUGAGACUCUUACACAGGAGUCUCUCGACUUUUUCAGGGACAAGGGAUUAGAAGGAGAUGAUAUCAAAGAUAUGCUCGCUCAACUUGACACGAAACACCAAAGUCAGCUCCAAGAAGCGAAAGAUGAGAACAAAAAACAGUAUGAGAACCUAAAAUUCCGAUAUGAUAAAGGGAUCCAAUUACUUGAAACCCUUCAGAAAGAGCACGAUGAGACGACAAAGCAGAUGGAGGAGAACCAAGCAGUGUUUGAAGAGAGAGAUCGAUUGUCCCAGAAGGUUGUAGACCUACGAGAUAAAGUCAAGCAACUGGAAUCGACCAUUAACGCCCUUCAAGCAGAAAAAGGACGAGCCGAGGAAAGAUGUGGGGAAUAUCUUGGACAGGUGCAAGAAUUGAAAACUCGAUGUGCACAACAUGAAGAAACCAUAUCCAAUUUACAAUCCAGAGUUGAUGUUCGCGAGAAGCAGGAUUUGACAGAAUUGAAGAACAACAUCAAAGCUCUGGGUCAGCAAAUCAAGGCUGGCGGUCAAUUGGACGGUGUUGUUGAGAGUGAAGUCGUAACUAAGCUCAAAGAGGAAUUAAGAGCGUGCCGUCAGGAGCUCGACCAUACAAUGGCUGAACUGCAGGAACUCAGAAACAAACCGCAGGAAGACGUAGAGGCGGCAGUUCAAAGAUAUAAAGAUGGGACUUCGACUGCGAGCGAGAUCAGACUUCAUGAUUGGGCAGAAGAAGGACAACAAAAUGAUUUUGCCGAUGAAAGGCGAAAGUUUAAAAAUGAUAUGAAAUCUCAAUUGGCACGUAUGGAGAAGUUGAAGGAGGAUGGUGCGGCAAAAGAUAAGGAAAUUGAAACGUUACGCAAAGGUGUCACUGGUGCUUCUUCGAAGCCUGCUGCGGCUCCUUCCAUCUCCCAGUCCCCUCAAAUCUCAACUACACCUGGUAUCGCCAGAUCGACAGCCAAAGAGCCGAAUCCAAAAAAGCGACACCUCGACCAAUACCCUCCUAACGACAAGCUCAAUCCCCCGCCCGCCAGCCAAAAGCGAUCACGAGUAGAUAAAACCCAACAAGAUGACGAUCACUAUUUCGAUGACAUCAAGGAUUCCGACCUUCCUGAUCCUGGCGAAUAUGGUAAAGAUGCGACUGAUAAGGCGAAAGGGAAGCAAUCGAAGGAUGUAACGAUGGUCGUCGACGGGAGCGAUCAAUCGUCCGAGCUCAGUGAAGAUGAAUUGGAGUCGACACAACCUGAAACUCCAUCUCAACAACCACCGCAUUCUCAAGCGGUCGACACAACCAAGCAUCGUCAAGGACGACCUUCCAAUACCAAGAACGCCAAGGCUACGGCUGAAGUGACCUCAUCAAAGGCUUCGACCUCUAGAAGCAAGUCCAUUCAAGAUGAGGAGGACGAUGAUGAUUGGACUCCUCCAAAUGAGAAGGUUACUAAGAAGGGGAACAAGAACGACAAGAAGAACGGGAAGAAAUGA
This is a messenger RNA of Kwoniella botswanensis, 3288 nucleotides long. RefSeq lists its product as uncharacterized. The transcript is spliced from 18 exons. Lineage: Eukaryota; Fungi; Basidiomycota; Tremellomycetes; Tremellales; Cryptococcaceae. Bases 1 to 3288 code for a protein of 1095 amino acids. The record is from RefSeq and is a predicted model, not a curated record.